AUCCGAGGAGCCAGACGGGGGUAACUGUAGUUACCGGACCACCAUCAGCAGCAGCAGAGAAGGCAGGCAGGGAGAGACGGGGACUGAGAAGGAUCAUCAGCAUCCCAGGAGAGACAGACACGCAGUGACAAGAUGACCCUGGCAGCCUACAAAGAGAAGGUGAAAGAGCUCCCGCUGGUGUCUCUCUUCUGCUCCUGCCUGAAUCCACAGACUGCAGAGAAGCCUACAUACAAGGCAGAGGAUGCGGUGGACCUGGGAUGGUGCGUCAUCAAGGACGUGGAGGUGAUCGAGCUCAACAAGCGGGCAUCGGGCCAGGCCUUUGAGGUCAUCCUCAAGCCACCGUCAUUUGACGGCGUGCCAGAACUCAACACCUCCAUGCCGCAGCGCCGUGACCCCUCCCUGGAAGAAAUCCAGAAGAAACUGGAGGCUGCCGAGGAGAGGAGAAAGUGCCAGGAAGCUGAGCUGCUGAAGCACCUGGCAGAGAAGAGAGAGCACGAGCGUGAGGUGAUCCAGAAAGCCUUCGAGGAGAACAACAACUUCAUCAAGAACGCCAAGGAGAAGCUGGAGCAGAAGAUGGAGGCCAACAAGGAGAACAGGGAGGCCCUGCUGGCUGCCAUGCUGGAGAGGCUGCAGGAGAAGGACAAACACGCGGAGGAAGUGAGGAAGAACAAGGAAAUGAAGGAGGAAGCCUGCCGGUAGAGGAGUGGCAUGAGGGAGUGGAGAUGAAGAAAAGAGAGAAAGCAGGACUGGGGUUUUUUGAGUCAUGAAAAAAAUCAAAACAGUGCAGGAAAAACAGAACUCAAAAGCAACUAAAACGGGGGGAAAAGGCGAGUUUUCAUAUUUGAUGUAUGCUGUAAUGAUGCUGAACAAGCUGUACAAACUUUAACCGAUUCUUGAUGUUGAAAUUUAGAAACAAAUCUUUUUCUCUUUUUUCUAAGGAGGGUGGGGAGAAGGGUUAAUGGCAAAUAAAAAGAACAAAAAAAAAAAUCACAGAAGAGUUUUAAAAGUUAAGGAGUCUGUGUUUGUUUGGAGAGCAGUGAAAGCUGCAUGAAAGCUGGCGGAGGUAAAAUUUUACAUCACGGCUCCCUUAUUUCUAUAUUUCUCAUUCAAUUGGGCAGCAACAAAUGAUAAUAAAUGAUACAUUAGCUGAGUCAUACAGAACAUGACUGAUAUGAGAAAGUGAGAGAGACUGAGCUCUAUUUUUUCACCAUUAGUGAUGGUUCAUCUCUCACGGCGUCACCAAAUCCCACAGUACACCAAAAGCUAUCAUCAGCCCACUGGUAGCAGCACAGCAGCUAUCAGACUUUUGGCUGUUUUGUUUCUGCCCAAUUACGCUGUAAUUAUGGAAAAGGGAACCGUAAUCAAAAUUGUUACCCCGAAGUGUUGUUGUUCAUGUGGAGUGUUGAAGAUUUGAAAGUAUGAUGUGAUGUGCAUGAGGAACUGGACACAGACCUAGUUAGAAGCCCGAUUCAGUCAUAACCAAUAAGAGUCAUAACCAGAAGUCUCAGGCCUCCUCAGCCUUUGAUUGACAGGGUACUUUCCAUUAGACACACACACACCCACAUACGCACACACACACACACACACACACACACACACACACACACACAAACACACACACACACACACACACACACACAAACACACACGUUGUCUCCAAAUUAAAAUUCAAAAUUCAAAAUGUAUUUCCCUAGUGCCACUGCUCUCACGUUAAUUCUUUGCUGCACUGUUUUAGGAUUGCAAAGUACCUGGGAACACCAAACAUUGUGUGGGUUAAAGCGCAGCAAUAUUCAGUGAAUAGUUUAUGAAAGUCAAAUGAAGAAUCAGGCCUGACUUUUGUGGGGUUUUUUUGUUUUGUUUUGUUUUGUUUUAAAUCACAGUGCUCUGCCGUGAAGUAAUAGAGAAACACACCGUAAGCUUGAAACACUAGAAGCUCUUGCUGUACUCUGCCAUUUACAGAAACCUUGUGAACUUUUAGAUCAUAAUUGUAGUGUAGUAGUAGAUCAAUGGACACCCAUUUGAGUCUCUUUAGGUUUAGAGCACCGACUGCACUCUGAGCUCAUUAAGCACAACUCGAAAGCACAUACGCCUAAAUGAAGUACAGUGAAGGUAUUUACAGACAACAAUAACAGAUGACAAUGAGGCAAACAUGAAAUUCAGAUUCAGAUGUGACACGUAAGAAUUGAGAGGUAGGAUUUUGGCUUUCCUGACUGGAUGGUUGGCUGCACUUUGCUUUGGCAUGUGUCACUGUACUCUGAUUGUCAGUUUGUGGUUGUAAGGAGAAUGAAAUGCCCAGAAAGGGAGAAAACAGAGUUGGAAUUUGCUUGAGUUUUUGAGUCAUACUGACUUGAUUGUGAUAUCCAAAAUGUUUGCACUGUAAUCGGGUAGUAACAUGGGGUUUGUACUUGCCGUAACUGUGUUGCUGUAUAUCUUAAAGGCUGGAUUGAUUGUAUCUAUUUGGCAUGGUCAGUAAAAACAGCUUGAAUUAACUCACAA
Molecule: messenger RNA, 2496 nt
Organism: Myripristis murdjan (pinecone soldierfish)
Lineage: Eukaryota; Metazoa; Chordata; Actinopteri; Holocentriformes; Holocentridae
Gene: stmn4
Product: stathmin-like 4
Exons: 6
Coding region: 133-699 (188 amino acids)
Biological process (GO): regulation of microtubule polymerization or depolymerization; microtubule depolymerization; neuron projection development
Cellular component (GO): neuron projection; cytoplasm
Molecular function (GO): tubulin binding
Source: RefSeq, a predicted model, not a curated record